Molecule: messenger RNA, 1796 nt
Organism: Drosophila albomicans
Lineage: Eukaryota; Metazoa; Arthropoda; Insecta; Diptera; Drosophilidae
Gene: hbn
Product: homeobox protein orthopedia
Exons: 5
Coding region: 368-1603 (411 amino acids)
Biological process (GO): regulation of transcription by RNA polymerase II
Molecular function (GO): RNA polymerase II transcription regulatory region sequence-specific DNA binding; DNA-binding transcription factor activity, RNA polymerase II-specific
Source: RefSeq, a predicted model, not a curated record
CGCAACGAGCGUACGUGUCAAUCACUUCUCUUACGUUCUUGCCAUCGCAGUGUAAUUAACCGUAGUCGAAUCGCCGUAGAACUCAAAUCGAAAUUUGCCCAAAUUAAACAUUUUGUGCGUGCGCGUUGCCGUUUUUCGAGUGUAUUCAUUGGCAGUUCACAACAAUCGGUGAAUUAAUAACUGUGCGAAAAGUUCUUAAAGCAACUCUUGUCUGCCUCCCAAAGUUUUAAUUAGAAGUGCCAACGUGUCAUGCACCUCGCGAACUUAUAGCGAACGGUCUAAGCAAUACAAGAAGUACUUACAGCCAACUUGUUGUGAUUGCUUUGUCGAGUGACGUGAGUCGAGAGUGUCCAAGAGUGAGUUGCAAAUGAUGAUGAGCACAACGACAACAACACCACAUCCAAUAAUGCCACCAGCCAUGCGUCCAGUUCAAGAGAGUCCCGUGUCGCGACCCCGCGCCGUCUACAGCAUCGAUCAGAUCCUCGGCAAUCAGCAUCAAUCAAAACGCAGCGAUACUCCCAAUGAGGUGCUCAUCACGCACUCGCAUCACAUUCAUCACCUGCACGGCGGCAACAGCAGUUUGCUGCAACAUCAGCACCAACACCAACAGCAGCAGCAGCAGCAACAUCAACUUCAGCACCAGCAACAAUUGCAGCAACAACAGCAGCAGCAGCAGCAACAACAACAACUGGUGACCAAGCGUGAAGAUUCCCCCACGAAUACGGAUGGCGGCCUUGAUGUCGACAACGAUGAUGAGCUGUCGUCGAGUCUCAAUAAUGGACAUGAUCUGGGUGAUAUGGAGAGGCCGCGUAAAGUUCGUAGAUCGCGCACAACUUUUACAACAUUUCAAUUGCAUCAAUUGGAGCGCGCAUUCGAGAAGACACAAUAUCCCGAUGUGUUCACAAGGGAGGAUCUGGCCAUGCGGCUGGAUCUGAGUGAAGCACGCGUGCAGGUCUGGUUCCAGAAUAGACGCGCCAAAUGGCGUAAACGUGAGAAGUUUAUGAAUCAGGACAAGGCUGGAUACCUGCUGCCCGAUCAAGGUCUGCCAGAGUUUCCGCUGGGCAUUCCACUGCCGCCACACGCACUUCCGGGCCAUCCGGCAGCGCUUCCCGCCGAGUUUUGGCCACCGCACUUUGCGUUGCAUCAACACUUCAAUCCCGGCCUGUUGCCCCAGCAGCUGAUGCCACCGCACUACAAGUUGCCCAACUUCCAUACGCUGCUCUCCCAGUACAUGGGACUCAGCAAUUUGAAUGGCAUCUUUGGCGCUGGCGCCGCUGCCGCCGCCGCUGCUGCCAGCGGUUGUGGCUCAGCGGCAGCGGUGGCUGCUGCGGCAGCUGCCUCGGCGGGUUAUCCACAGAAUCUCUCGCUGCAUCCCGCUUCGUCUGCUCAAGUGAGCCCGCCCUGCAGCAACAGCAGUCCGCGGGAGAGUCCCAACUCGUUGGCGCCGCAUCCGCUGCACUCGACGCCGCACAGUUCGGCCACAACGCUGAUCUCUGGCGACUUGUCGCUCACCUCGACGGCAGCGCAAUCGCCGCGCAGCGCUGCCGGCGGCAGCAGCAACGCCUCCACGCCCGUCUCGGUGGUGACCAAGAGCGAAGACUGAAUCCCGGAGAGUGUCCAUCGAGUGGACACAAUGUGGUGAUACAAUGGACAAGGAAACCGAUUGUCUAUAUAGCGUAUUUAGAGUGCAGCUGCAGUAGUAGUAGACACACACACACACACAUUGCAAAUAAGUGACAUUUAAUUAAUAACCUAUAAUUAAUUAGAAUUGUAACAAUGCUGUAAAUGAACUAUGA